Molecule: messenger RNA, 1861 nt
Organism: Sander lucioperca (pikeperch)
Lineage: Eukaryota; Metazoa; Chordata; Actinopteri; Perciformes; Percidae
Exons: 5
Coding region: 171-893 (240 amino acids)
Source: RefSeq, a predicted model, not a curated record
AGGACUAUGGUUAAUUGUUCCUCAGAUCUCUGCAGGUUUCUCCAAGGAUCCUAAACAGCUCUGGAUGUGAGGUUCAGUCGGGGGUCCUGACCUGUGUGUGCAUCAGUGAGGGGUUUCCUUUACCCACCAUCAAAUGGCCUCUGUUGGAGAACCAUACUGAGUACUCUGUUAUGACCAAUGUGUCACACCAUACAGUGAACACCCACGUUACUGUAUCUGUCAAAGAUCACAACUACACCACUGUUGAGUGUGUCAGCAGCAGUGGCAUCAGAGAAAGAAAAAAGAACCAUACGAUAAAAAACAAUGUGCCAGAGAAUCCACUCAUGACAUUUAUCAUAGGUUUUUAUAAUCCGCAAGUCAUCACUGCAUUUUUGAUUGGGAUACUUCUGACAGCAACCAUCUGCUGCUUAACCAAAAAAUGCCACAGGAAAAAACAGAAGAGCUCUGGGAAUGAGAUUGAGACUCUGGAGAUGGCGACGACUGAAGCGGGUCCAUUGAUCGAUGCUGGUCAUGCAGUGGAAAAUGAAGUAGCCAAUGACCAAGAGGCAGCCAAAGGAGGAGCCGAGGCUGCUGACCAAUCAGCCACUGGCGUUGACGUGGAACCAAAAGAGUUGGAAUACUCUGACAUUGACUUCCACUUGUUGAAUAGGAAGAGUCCCACAGGGGCAAAUAAUACACAAGAGACCACAGAGACAGAGUAUGCUGAAAUUAAGAACAAAGAAAUGGAGGAGAGACAAGAUGGUGGAGAGGGCGGUGAAAUGUUGGAGGGCAAUGAGGAGGAGGUGAUGAUAGGGGAAGAUAAGGAGACACAAGAGUGUAUGUCUGCAGAGAAGGAGGGAGGAGGGGAUGUGAUAGUUUACUCCAAUGUGAAAGAAAUAAUGGGAGAGAUUUAAACAGUUAAAGAAUCGGACAGAUGUUAGGCAGAGGUGCAUUUAAAGGGGUCUAGGCAGAAACGAGGUUGGAUGGUGGAGGGGAUUGAUUUAUGUGGGUGAGUUCUCUUAUAUAUUCUGAUGUGACGGCUUCUCAUUUGAAUGUUUAUUGUAAAUGACAAUCCUGUGUGUGGUUUUUACCACAGCACUGCGCUUUAAGCCAGAGAUCAGUUGACGUCAGACAUACAGUAUCAACACGUCCACAUGUUAGGGUUUGUGCUAUUUCAUGUAUUCAACUACCAUUAUUCCAUUCUAACCACAGUAUCAGGUGACAACUAUUUUAUGUACAAAGUAUUUAAUCCACACACAUCGCAGCUUCACAUGGCCAAUUCCCUAUCAAGCCACUCAAAACUCAAAACAUAAGUCCAGUAAAAGAAUAGAAAGCUUUUGUGUGCAAACAAGCUUUGGCGUCUUACACAGCAUUUAUUAACACUGUAUCAGCUAGAAUUAACAGCUUUAUGUACUAGUUUAGCUUUUCAUUACUUGUAGACAAUAUGUUGUAAUUAUUAUUUAAGAAAUAAAUACAGCUGAAAUUGCAUUUAAAUAAACUAAGAUCUAAUGUGUCAUCUUUUUUCACAUUUUAUUUUUAACAGGUAAGUCAUUAAGAACAAGUUGUUAACUAUAAUGGCAGCCUGAGGAGACAAAAGGGAAGGAAGGCUAAGAGAUAAAAAUACAUUAGACACACAUACAGUUUAAAAUGGUGUACAAUACAAUUUAAAGUAACAGCUAAAAUUGUCAUUACUGUGAAGACAUCCUGUUGUAAUAUACAGGAUUUCCUUGUGUCUUUUUUUAUACUGUAGUUAGAUUGAGUUGUUCUAAACAAGUUUCUGCUAUGAUCAAUCAAGCACACACACAAACAAAACGAAACAGAAAAUCAAACUGCAAAAAUACUGUCCAGAUUAGUGCUUGCAUUUGUUUCUAUUAGGAAACUU